GGACAGCACCGGCAUCCUGGCGAUCCUGUCAAUGAUCAAGGAGGACGACAUACUGCGCGACAUAGCCAGCGCCGACGCAGCCGAGCUGAAGGCAAAGGAGACGCGUACGACGCGCUCGCGGCCGACCUCAACGCGGAUCGGGAAAGUUUCCCGCGAGGAGGACAUCACAACCAUGAGCCAAGAAAAGGCCGGUAAGCUGGGCGAGCACACCGACACAGAGUCUGCCCGGGCCACGUCGAAGUCCGGGCUCGACGUGACGCUCAAGAUGAUAGCAGAUUUGGAGCCCACAUGCAACUACUUCACCGUCAACUUCCCGGUGCGCGUGAAGAAUCGCCAGAUCGAGACCGACGGCCUCGAGAAGGCGAAGGCUAUCCUGAAGGGCGCGGUGUUCCCAGAGGAGACGGCGAGUCUCUGCUGGCGAGCUCCGCGGGCGUCCGGCCGAAGGAGCCCCUGCCGCCGCCGGCGCAGGACCGCAGCGCCGCCGUGAGGUCGCACGCGUGAGCGCCCCGGCCGGGCCCCGCCUCCCGCGCGGGACGGCCGCUCCCCCGACGCCGGGGCGCGCCCCCCAAAAAGGGGGGGAGCCCGCCUCCUGUCUGUUCCUCCCUCCGCUGUCCUCUCGUUGCCUCCCUCUCCCCCCCUCCUGCUUGCGCAAUCUAGACCGUAGCCCGCUAGCUACGACUCUCGGACGGCGCCCGGCGUUCCCAG
Messenger RNA from Prorocentrum cordatum, 705 nucleotides. The record is from the annotation of a GenBank genome assembly. NCBI's taxonomy places the organism in Eukaryota, Dinophyceae, Prorocentrales, Prorocentraceae.